This is a messenger RNA of Anolis sagrei ordinatus, 2500 nucleotides long. RefSeq names its product ankyrin repeat domain 10 (gene ANKRD10). Gene Ontology annotation, molecular function: protein binding. NCBI's taxonomy places the organism in Eukaryota, Metazoa, Chordata, Lepidosauria, Squamata, Anolidae. The record is from RefSeq and is a predicted model, not a curated record.
CCUCUGCCAGUCCCGCCCCGGUCUCUUUGUGCUCGGCGGCUGAGGGAGGCAGAGCCAGUCAGUUAGCCAGCCAGCGGCGGCUCGCUUGCGGUUGUCGCCUUUCCCUCCGGCUCCCUCGCCCGCCCAAGGCCACCACCAUCAUGUCCGUGAGCUGCGGCGCCGAGGCGGGCUUCUCGAGCGAGGAGCUGCUCAGCCUGCGCUUCCCGCUGCACCGCGCCUGCCGCGACGGGGACCUGCCGGCCUUGCGCGCCCUGCUCCUCCAGGGCGCCUCCCGAGACUCCCUGGCGGCCGAGGACUCCUUCUACGGCUGGACGCCCGUCCACUGGGCCGCCCACUUCGGCAAGCUGGACUGUUUGAUGCAGUUAGUGAGAGCAGGAGCUUCUGUAAAUGCCUGUACAACACGUUUUGGCCAAACACCUGCCCAUAUUGCUGCCUUUGGAGGGCAUCCUCAGUGCCUCACCUGGUUAAUUCAAUCAGGAGCCAACAUAAACAAACAGGAUUAUGUUGGUGAAACACCCAUUCACAAAGCAGCCCGGUCUGGUAGUAUGGAAUCGAUAAGUGCCCUUGUGGCUCAUGGAGCUCAAAUAGACUUGAGAAAUGCCAGUGGCCUGACACCAGCAGACCUUGCACAUACCCAGGGCUUCCAGGAAUGUGCUCAGUUGCUCUCGAACCUCCAGAACUGUCCACUGAACAAUUUCUGUUACAAUGGUACCUCAAAUGGGGUCCAUCAGAAUAUGAGCCCUACCUUGCUCAAUAGAAGCAUAAAUCGAAAGAGAGCCUUUGAAGAUACAGGCAGUAUUCUAAUGAAGAAGGCCAGGACUGAAGGUCAGUGUUUCGGUGGCUUAAUACCAAUGACAAAUGGAGGAAAUGAAGACAAUGCUGACAAUAUGCAUGUUGAUAGAGAGUUUACUGUUCUAUCAGAUAUGAAUGGCAGUAACUCCAUAUUGAAUGCAUUGGCAAAUGGACAUACCAUCAAUGGACAUGUGGACUUCACUUCCCCAGCUCAGCUCAAUGGAUUGAGUGCCAGGGGCGAAGAAUGCCUAACAUUGAUAGUACCUAAUGCGCUAGCCUCUGCUCAUAAACAUGCUGUCAGUGUGGGCCAUAAUGUUGUUGAGGAACCAGAGAAGGCCCAGAGUGCUGCUUCUGAUAUGUGUGGCUCUUUGCACCUCAACGGGAGCCCAAGCAGCCUUGUGUCAAGCAGGCCCUCCUGGGUGGAUGACCUGGGGGAUACAUUGCACUACGGACAUUACCACGGUUUUGGGGACACUGCCGAAAGCUUCCCUGAACUUAACAGUGUUGUUGAGCAUUCCAAUUCUGUUAAAGUGGCACAGAAAUAUGACAGUACUGUCCUAGGUACAAUGUAUCUUUAUCAUGGUUCCUAAGCUUGUCAAUAUCACAAUUUUGUGGUUGUCACACAUAUUUUGAAACUUUACUACUUCAUAAGGUAAUUUGUUAGGGGGAGAUAUCAUCUUGAAGGAGGCAACAAGUGAUUUUUUUUUUACAGAUUAAAAACUUUGAUGCUUGACAGCCUUAUGCUUCUAAUUUUGCAUGCACAGGACUCAUUAGAUUUACGAAUAGGUGCUUUUACAAAUUGAUUGUUCUUUUUUUAAUGACAAGUUCUAGUUUUUUACUUUUUUAUUUCUAAACUAUAAGCACUCUAGAACUCGUUUCCACUUUAAGAUGUUCUAAACUUAAACUCUGUAGAGCAAAGUUCAAGUUUUUUAUAUUAGCACAGUGCAAAUUCUCUGGUUUAAUAUCUUCUGUCGAGACUAUGGUAAGCAAUAUCAGUGCCAGCUAUGACUAUGCAAAGAAUGGGUGGUGAUAAUAAAAACAUCUGACAUAAUCUUUUUGCUUACUUUUCAAAAGGGAAGUGCAUUUUCUUUUUAAUAUUAGCAAAUUUACUGCUUAAAUUAGCAUUUAGAUGGCUCAAACCACAUCAUACUGUGUGGUUCGCUAGUAUAAAACUGUUAGAAGAACCUGGAGAUCUUUUCCUUUUGUUUCAUUGCAAGUAAGCAUGAUAUUUUACCAUAGUUCACAGAAUAGCAUGCUGACACUGUUAUACUGUGUAUGUGAAUUACAGAAACUGUUUGUUGAAAUGUCUGGUCAAUAUAUUUCAGCUUUGUUUUGCUACAUAUGCAUAUAUUUUUGAGGUUCUUCUCAUUUUUUUUUUUAAAAAAAGAGAAACACAUUGCUUUAAACUGUUGACAUGUUGUGAAUUUCCAGCCUAGUGCAAAGGCUAUGUUGUUUUAUUUUUAAGCCAAAAGUGAUGGAAAUAUAUUGUUUGAAGAUUGAAUAAAUUGUUUGUAUAUGCAGAAUAUCUACACGUGCACUGCAGGACUUUGUAACCUUAUUACUUUUGUGAUUUUUUGGUAAAAUUAAGAUGGAUGAAGAAAGUGUUGAACUAUAGGUUGAUGUUCUGUUUAAAUUGUGUUCGUAUCUUUUUGUUUCAAAAGGGACCUUUACAACUGAAUUCAAAAAAUAAACUCCAUCUUGUACUAUA